Papilio machaon (common yellow swallowtail) is the source of this 1702-nucleotide messenger RNA. RefSeq names its product hyccin (gene Hyccin). Gene Ontology annotation, cellular component: plasma membrane. Gene Ontology annotation, biological process: protein localization to plasma membrane; phosphatidylinositol phosphate biosynthetic process. The transcript is spliced from 8 exons. Lineage: Eukaryota; Metazoa; Arthropoda; Insecta; Lepidoptera; Papilionidae. The record is from RefSeq and is a predicted model, not a curated record. The coding region runs from base 100 to 1587 and encodes 495 amino acids.
CUGUCACCAAUUGGUCAUAAAAAUUGGAACAUCGAUUUUGUUUAUGUGCUUGUGAUUAAAAUUUAGGAAAAAAUCAAAAUUCGCUGUAUAAAUAACGAAAUGUCAGAAUGUAAGCAGUUAAUCACAGAAUGGCUCAAUGAGUACGCGUCCCUACAAGAUAAUGAAAUAAAAAGUUUUGCUGCAGAACAUGAACAUAAUCAUGAGAUUGCCACAGCAAUAUUUAACUUGCUAUAUAGUGAAGACAAGGAUGAAGUGCAAACUUGCAACAAAGAUGAAUUAUAUGAACAGCUUUUAGAAAAUGUUUGUGUUCAACUGUUCAGUUUCUACAGAUCUAAAGAAAUAGAGUUACAAAGAUUUACUUUGCAGUUUGUACCAACUUUAAUGUUUAAUUACUUGAGUGCUAUAGCACAAGGUAGUAGCAAAAACACUAGAUGUAUAGAAACUCUUUUAAUUGGCUUAUAUAAUUUUGAAGUAGUAGAUGAAAGUGGUAAACCAAAAGUUGUUUCUUUUAGGCUGCCCUCUUUAGCUCAAGCGUCUAUUUAUCAUGAGCCCUUAUCUUUAGGUUCUCAAUUCCUAACAGAGAGUGCGUUGCGACGAUGGGAGGAAUGCAACACGAAACUUGUGAGCUGGGGCCCGCUGUCUCAAGUGGAGACAAUCAAUGCACAGAAUAGAUUGAAAGUCAUGGCGGCCUUACUUUUUAUUUAUAAUAGACAAUUAAGCUUAUUACCUAAAUUGGCCCUAAGACAUUUUUGUAUCGCUGCAUCAAGAAUUGUUACACAAGGAUUUCAUAAGAAACCCGGAGCUUCAAAAUCUAUUCCUCGGAUACCAGUAUCACCUAAUUUCCUGUUAGAAAUGGUAGAAGGAUCAUAUUUUGCAAUGUUCAAUGAGUUUUAUACAUUAGCAUUGCAAGCUGUUAAAGAUAUUGAUCAGAGAGCGCAAUAUGAACUGUUUGCUGAUGUAAUGCUGGUCACCAGUGCUGUCAUGAACUCAUUAAAAAACAGUCCAUCAGGUCAACCAUGCGACGGUCCAAUGGGUAUCAGCGUAGCUCUCUCUCCGGCUACCACUACAGUCACGAUGUCAAAGUCAAUGAUAACCAACGCUUCAUUCCGCACAAAAAAAUUGCCAGACGAUAUUCCAAUACAGCCGGGUCAAGCGGUGGCCGCAGAAUCCGCGGACAUGUUGUCUUCUAUCACCGAGGAGGCGGAGGCGGAUGCCGCGCCCAUGCAGCGCGGUGGAGUCAUACGAAAUUCUAAACCAAAACUCAGUUCCUUUCCUGUGUUGGGCAAAAAGACGAAAGACGGCAAAGAGAAAACGAUCGCACCAAAUGAGAAAAAGAAUUCUGGUAAAGAUUCUUCAAAGGGCAUUUGGAAUGCGUUGGGCAGUGGCGCUGGUGACAUGGUGGACGCUCAACAAAAAAGCUUAGAUAAUUCUUUCGAUGCGAACAACAGUCUUAAGGAUGAAAUCUCGAUGACGUCCGUCCUUAACAGUGCAGACAACUCGGAUACUCGUUCACAAGGAACGACCGACUCUUUAGACAUGGAAGCUCCCUCUUCUCGUUUUGCCGCUAUGCAAGUCAGUUCUGUCUAAAUCUUAGAUUGUCCAUUUCAGUAUUAUGUACUCUUAUAGUUACCGUAUAUGUGGUGUUUGUUAAUAUAUUCAUGUUUUAGAAAUAACUUAACAUUUUUAUUAAUAUUAUGUUGCU